AAAAACUAAAAAAUAUACUUUGAUGCUUGAGCAGCUUCCACUUGUAGUAAUUUUCCCUCUCCUUUUCUGCUGUAUAUUUCUGGGAAAUGGUGUGUGUAGGUUAGGGCUUUUGUAAUCCAGCAAGUGUGUUGCACGCGCCAGAGCUUCCCCCAAAUUGAAGAUGAAGCUGAAGCAGUUAGAGAGCCUUCUCGGCUCUCUUCAACAGUUCGAUAACCCCAAGAUUGAAUUGGAACAAUAUCCAACCGGACCCCACAUCGCAUCUCGAUUGCUCUACACUGCAGAGAAUUCAUUCGGGGAUGUGACGGAUAAAGUCGUGGCCGAUUUCGGUUGUGGCUGCGGUACACUGGGAUUGGCUGCUGCUCUUUUGGGUGCAGAGCAUGUUAUUGGAUUUGAUAUCGACGCGGAAUCUAUCGAAAUUGCAUACUCUAAUGCAGAUGAACUAGAGUUAGACAUGGAUUUCGUUCAAUGUGAUAUCAGGAACUUAGGGCUGUCAGAUAGAAAUAUUGAUACCGUUGUAAUGAAUCCUCCAUUUGGAACGAGGAAGAAAGGAGCUGACAUGGAAUUUCUAUCCGUGGCUUUAAAGGUUGCUUCUCAGGCAGUUUAUUCUUUGCAUAAGACCACAACAAGAGAUCACAUCAAAAGAACAGCUUUGAGAGACUAUAAUGCACGUAGUGCCGAAGUUGUAUGCGAGCUUCGGUUUGAUGUGCCCCAACUCUACAAAUUUCACAAGAAAAAGGAAGUUGACGUGGCUGUGGAUCUCUGGCGAUUCGUUCCGAAAACCGAUAGAUCAAAGGAUUCGUAGCUUUGUGUAUUUGAGCUUCUUUCACAACUUUGAAAAAAAAUUGCAAUGUGCACUUUUGUAUUGUAAGAGAAAAUUGAUUUUCUCACUACUCAUCCAGAUUAUAUUUAUGAUAUUUAGAAACAAAUGUGAGCAUAUAUAAUAUGUAUAAUUAUAUAUAUCCGAUUUAUACGACCAUAUGCAUCGGCUAAAUGUAAAAUUUCGAAACGAAUCUCUACAAAACUGUGAUCAAUAUUACACCAAAACAUAACCUUCC
Molecule: messenger RNA, 1055 nt
Organism: Erythranthe guttata (spotted monkey flower)
Lineage: Eukaryota; Viridiplantae; Streptophyta; Magnoliopsida; Lamiales; Phrymaceae
Product: S-adenosyl-L-methionine-dependent methyltransferases superfamily protein
Biological process (GO): rRNA methylation
Molecular function (GO): rRNA (adenine-N6-)-methyltransferase activity; nucleic acid binding
Source: RefSeq, a predicted model, not a curated record